AUGGCUACAACACUCAAGACACCACUGUCUCAAAGAGACCGAAUCUUCGUCCUCGAAACAGUAUGGGAUCGGUCGCCGAAUGAUUCCAGACGUGAGGAAGUGGCACUCUCGACGUACUUUGCACGUUAUGAUACGCUCUGCCUACACCGCCUGUCGAUGCUGGAUGAUUGGUCUCAUGAGAAUAUCGCAACGCUGGCCAAGGACAUGCUGUCACUUACCAAAGAUGCCUGUGCAAAGCAGUUAGCAGCCAUCGCUCAGCCAGCAACACCCACGGAACAAGAAACUAGCCAGAUCCUUGACUUUGUUGCAAGGUUGAUUUUCUGCCUCGACCUGGUCGGCUGGGAGCCUUCACAGACUUUGCAAGCUCACCUUCACUCAAUGUUUCCAAGGUCCACGCAAGACGACAGAUAUCGCAUACCUCGAUCUUUCAACCUCUGCACAAUUGCCCACAUCACCGAUAUCAAUAUCACAUGGACAGUAGACCUGAAUCGACAUCUCCAGGUAACGGAAGACAACGGCGACAUCGCAGUCUUCCACUGUGUCACAGUCCUGGACCUGUUCAGGUCUUCAGCAAAUGCAAAGCAAUUGUUUCCUGCCGGGCUUAUAGAUGAAACAAUAAAGUCGCUGAGCCUUAUGUGCCCGGGCGAAAACCAACAGGUGAAAACUUGGCUGAGGAAGGAACAGCGAAGGUGUAAUGAAGAGCUAGACCCACGUCUCAUAUCCCUACAUGCUCGGCACAAGCUGGGAGUUGCUGGCCGAAAGAUAGAUCAAUUCGAUUUCUGGCGUGACCAGCUCAUCAUUGUCAAAGAGGUCUUCGACGACAGAGAACCACGAAAUAUCCUUCACUUGUGGAGAGAUUAUCGGAAGCCAUCGCAGUGGUGGACAUUCUGGAUAGCUCUGACGGCUUUCCUGCUGUCUUUGAUCGCUUGCAUCGAAGGAGCGAUGCAAGUGUACAAGGCUUACCACCCGUCAUAG
Molecule: messenger RNA, 975 nt
Organism: Cyphellophora europaea CBS 101466
Lineage: Eukaryota; Fungi; Ascomycota; Eurotiomycetes; Chaetothyriales; Cyphellophoraceae
Exons: 1
Coding region: 1-975 (324 amino acids)
Source: RefSeq, a predicted model, not a curated record